AUGUCAUACCAAAGACCUCCCAUGCCUUUGCCGGAAGAACUCAGCAUGCUCGAAAUUGGUGAUAAACCACCAGGCCAUUCACAAUCUCUCUCGACCUUCCUUCCAGCUUUUAGGUUUGCUCGACCGCCAGCUUUGCCACCCAGGCCCCCAAAACCAGUUGGAGAGACAACUAACAAUAAUGCGUUUUAUUAUGAUAGGCUAAACACCAACGAAAUGUCAGCUUCAACUCAAGCCGAUAAUAUUUUCCAAUCCCCCAUUUCCACGGACGCGCCUCUCAGCAUGUUCUCGAGAAUCUCGCAUCCGCUUUCCGUUCCUUCAAAUACGACCACAAAUGGCAAAGCCACAGAAACCAAUAAGUUUUAUGGAAACAUGUUAAUUGGUGAUCAAACCAAUCCUGCAUGGACUCAUCCAUACUCGUUUUAUUGGUCGAAAGACUCCUAUCUUGGAAUGGCCGUCUCGUACAUCAGCGCCUCUCAAAAAGUCUUUGCAAGCGGGAGCCCUCCAGAAUACUUUUUUGGUCCCGGUGGUCUCAGAUCUUUUGUUUUUGGUGCCGUUGACUUCUCCGCGGUCGACCAAAUGUCGCUAGGUUUCACGAACUUGACACAUCUACAAGCGCAUGUUAAAGUUCUCAAGAACCAAAAUCAAUUUAUCCUAGUCCCACUUGUUCAAGGUAUGGGCUUUGCUACGGCGGUAUAUUACAACAUGAUCCCCAAGCUUUUCUCACCAAUUGGUUACAAAAGCGUGGUCGGUGUCACUUCGCCCCGUUCCGGCAUUCAAAAGUACAAGAUUGUAUUGCAAAACAAUGUUACCUGGUCACUAUACGUCACCGUUCCCUCUGGACAAUCCCUAGCGUUGGCCUUGUCCAACGCAAAUCAAAUUGUUGGUAACAAAAGCGUAAAUGGAUGCAUUUUCCAGCUUGUUCCAGACACCAACUCCGCUAUCGAUGCUGCUGCAGGCUGCUAUCCGAAUAGCGGAACCCUCUCGGGAUCUGUGUCUGGAACUACUGGUCAGUAUACUAUCGCAUACGGCUUAAGUGGCUCGAGCAAUGGUGGAAAGACCUUGAUGUACGCAUGUCCUCAUCAUGUCGCGUCUUUUACUUCUGCUAUGUCAAGCAGAAGAAUUAAUUCAAACCUGGACUCAGUGACCAUGGGGUCAAUGACUGGAUACUUGACCCAAUCCUUCGAAAUGCAAGUUAAUGUGCCCUCGCAGAUUAGCUUUGAUCCCUAUUCCGCCAUUUCCGGCAAGUCAUCGCCCCAAUACUCAAGCAGUGUACUGAAUGCCAUAUCUGCUGCUGCUCAGUCGGAAGCGACCGGUGACGUCAUAAGCGACUCUAACGUUGACUCCAUGUACACUGCUGGUAAAGUGCUGGCCAAAUACGCAUGGACUCUUUACGCCUGCCAGUACGUGAUUAAAAACCAGAGUUUGGUCAACACAUUGAAGGCCAACCUAAAGUCGGCGUUUGCAAGAUUCACCGCAAACAACCAGCAAUUGCCUUUGAGAUAUGACACUACCUGGGGUGGUGUUAUCUCGUCGGGAAGCUCUUCUCAAGAUUAUGGUAACUCUUACUACAAUGAUCACCAUUUCCACUAUGGCUAUCAUGUUAUUGCUGCUGCUAUUCUUGCCAAAGUGGACGCAGCUAACGGCGGUAAUUGGCUGAGUCAGAAUAAAACCUGGGUCGAAAAUCUUUUGAGAGACUACUCGAACCCAAAUUCUGGCGAUCAGUACUUCCCAGUGUUCAGAUCUUUUGACUGGUUCGCUGGCCACUCGUGGGCCAAGGGUCUUUUCCCCAGCGGGGACGGCAAAGACGAAGAAUCUAGCUCUGAGGACGUCAACGCUGCAUACGCUCUAAAAAUGUGGGGUAAUGUUACUGGAAACCAGAAUCUGGAAAACAUUGGUAAUCUUGAAUUGGGUAUCAUGAAAGGCUCUCUCAACAGUUACUUUCUGUACCAGGACAACAACACUGUCGAGCCUUCUCAGAUCAUCCCUAAUAAGGUCAGUGGGAUUUUGUUCGAAAAUAAAAUUGACCAUACGACUUACUUCGGGACUGAGCUACAAUACAUUCAAAUGAUUCAUGCUAUCCCGAUUACGUCCAUAUCGAGCUAUAUUCGCUCUCCUACAUUCGUUGAAGAGGAAUGGAAUCAGAAAUUGGCAGGAAUUGUUAACAAUGUUCAAGAUGGGUGGAAAGGUAUUAUAAUGCUAAACAGGGCUCUAUCGAAUCCUUCUGACUCGUAUAACUUUUUUUCAGGCUCGGGCUUUUCCAACAACUACUUGGAUAAUGGACAAAGUAAGACUUGGUCUUUGACUUAUUCAGGUGCUUUCAUAUGA
Messenger RNA from Lachancea meyersii CBS 8951, 2325 nucleotides. The record is from the annotation of a GenBank genome assembly. NCBI's taxonomy places the organism in Eukaryota, Fungi, Ascomycota, Saccharomycetes, Saccharomycetales, Saccharomycetaceae.